AUGUCUCUACCGCGCGGACUCUCAUCGGUGGUGAAGAAGGCGGCGACCGACACCGUGAUUGUGUCUUCGCUGCGCACGCCCGUCGCACGAGCCAAGGGCAAGUUCAAGGAUGCAUUCCCAGAGGAGCUCCUCUCUGUUGUUCUUCGCGCAACACUUGACAAGACCCCCCAGCUUGACGCGGCCAAGAUCGAAGAUGUCGCAGUCGGCGUUGUCUUGUCGGAGCUGGGUGGCUCAAAGGCAGCUAGAAUGGCGAUGAAUCACGUCGGAUACCCCAACACUACGUCGCUUUACACCGUCAACAGGGCAUGCUCAUCGUCGCUACAAGCAAUUAACUUGGUGGCAGCCCAGAUCAAGACUGGCGCCAUCUCUGUGGGUAUUGGAGCUGGUAUGGAGAGCAUGUCACGAAACUACGGUAGCAGAGCCAUUCCUGUUGAUUUAUGGCCUGAAUUGAAGGACUCCCCGGUUAAGGAUGCAAGGGACUGCAUCAUGGCUAUGGGGUUGACAUCGGAAAACGUGGCUUCCAGAUACGGUGUUUCUCGAGAGGACCAGGACGCUCUAGCCCUCCAGAGUCACAUCAAGGCUGCCAGAGCGAGGGAAGCUGGCGCAUUCGAUGCCGAGAUCGUCCCUGUGACAACUCGGUUCCAGGAGGUGGACAAAAAGACGGGAGAGAAGAUUGGCGAGCAGCAGACAAUCACCGUCACCCAAGACGACGGAAUUCGGGCCAACAUCAGCCCAGAGGCUCUCGCAAAGCUCAAGCCGGCCUUCAAGGCAGACGGAACCAGCACAGCAGGCAACUCAUCGCAAGUCUCGGACGGAGCUGCCGCCACACUGCUGAUGAAGAGGAGCACAGCCACAGAGUUGGGACUGCCCAUCCUCGGCAAGUUUGUGUCGGCCACGACGGUGGGCUGUGCCCCAGACGAGAUGGGCAUCGGGCCUGCGCUGGCCAUUCCCAAGCUCUUGGAGCAGCAUGGACUGGAGGCCAAGGACGUGGAUCGAUGGGAGAUCAACGAGGCGUUUGCCAGCCAGGCGGUGUACUGCGUGCGUGCUUUGGGGCUGGAGAAGGCACUGGAGGAUGGCAAGGUCAAUCCGGAUGGAGGAGCGAUUGCUCUGGGCCACCCGCUUGGUGCGACGGGAGCAAGAAUGACGAGUACUCUGAUUCACGGCCUUGGGCGAACAGGUGGUGAGGUGGGUGUGGUGAGUAUGUGUGUCGGGACAGGGAUGGGCAUGGCUGGGCUGUUUGUGCGAGAGUGA
Molecule: messenger RNA, 1251 nt
Organism: Clonostachys rhizophaga
Lineage: Eukaryota; Fungi; Ascomycota; Sordariomycetes; Hypocreales; Bionectriaceae
Source: the annotation of a GenBank genome assembly